Messenger RNA from Sphaerodactylus townsendi, 2542 nucleotides. It is a transcript of the gene DCAF15, whose product is annotated as DDB1 and CUL4 associated factor 15. Gene Ontology annotation, biological process: protein ubiquitination. Bases 57 to 1979 code for a protein of 640 amino acids. The transcript is spliced from 13 exons. Gene Ontology annotation, cellular component: Cul4-RING E3 ubiquitin ligase complex. The record is from RefSeq and is a predicted model, not a curated record. NCBI's taxonomy places the organism in Eukaryota, Metazoa, Chordata, Lepidosauria, Squamata, Sphaerodactylidae.
ACAGCUCGUGCGAUUGAAAGAAGGAGGGAAGCGGCAGCGGCGGCCGGCGGAGGAAAAUGGCGCCGAGCUCGAAAGCGGAGCGGGGCGGCGCCGCCUCGGGAGGGAAGCGGGGCGCGGCGGAGUCCGCGCGCGGAGGGAGGCGGGAGCACGUGGUGAGGCAGCUGGAGCGCGUCAAGAUCAGUGGACAGCUCUCGCCUCGACUUUUCCGUAAGCUUCCGCCCAGGGUUUGUGUCUCCUUGAAAAGCAUUGUGGAUGAACAUUUCUUGUGUGCGGGGCACAUUUUCCUGGGCUUCUCUAAGUGUGGAAGAUAUGUGUUGUCCUACACCAGCAGUAGCGGUGAUGACGAUUUCUCGUUCUACAUCUAUUAUCUUUAUUGGUGGGAGUUCAAUGUCCAUAGCAAGCUAAAAAUGGUGCGCCAGGUUCGGUUAUUCCAAGAUGAGGAGAUCUACAGUGACCUCUACCUGACUGUAUGCGAAUGGCCGAGCGACUCCUCCAAGGUCAUCGUCUUUGGCUUCAACACUCGCUCUUCUAAUGGGCUGCUCAUAAACAUGAUGAUGAGUGACGAAAACCACCGGGAUAUCUACAUUAGCACCGUUGCCAUGCCGCCUCUUGUGCACUGUCCCAGCUGCAGGGAAAUGGCCAUUGCACAUCCAGGUGACCCCAACGCCAAAUGCUUGCAGCACGGCUUCAUGCUGCAUACCAAAUACCAGGUGGUGUACCCAUUCCCGACAUUCCAGCCAGCGUUCCAGCUGAAGAAGGACCAAGUGGUGCUCCUCAAUACCAGCUAUUCUCUAGUGGCUUGUGCCGUUUCUGUGCAUUCAUCAGAUGACAGCAGCUUCUGCCAAAUCCUUUAUGACCGAAGUCAUCAGUCUUGGUCCCCUGCCGGUGAAGUCUGCCAUGCAGCUGCCCCCUCGCCGUGUUCCACCAGUUCAAAGGACGGGCUGGAAAGAGACAAUGUUGUUUGCCGGAGUGCAGCUGCGUCACAGCCAGGUGUUCCGGCGCCUCUGCAGGACAUCGAAGACCACGUUUCGCCCGCUGUCGCUAUGGCAAAGGAGUUUGUUGCAGACAUCUUCCGAAGGGCUAAAGAGGCCAAAGGUUCCACCUCCACAGAAGAGGAAGCGGCCAGCGGGCUGGAACACUGCCUUGACUCAGGGGCCACGGGCCACGGUUCUUUAGCCUCUUGGGAUCUCGGGAAGAGUUCGGGAUCUUGUUUGCACAGCAGUGGCAUUCUCGGCUCCGAGUCUUCUGGGACAGGAAGUAUUUCUGACACGGGAGGGUCGCCCAAGGAUUCUCCUGGUGCUGAGCUGGAAAGUGAGCCGGUAGAACCGGGCUACGUGAACUAUACCAAACUGCGCUACGUUCUGGAGCCCAGUGAACUCUUAGAGGCUGAGGAUGAAUAUGAGGAUGACAAGAUCUCUUUGCCGUUUGUCGUGACAGAUUUGCGUGGAAGGAACUUGAAGCCCCUGAAAGAGAGGGCUGUCUGCCAGGGCCAGUAUUUAACUGUGGAGCAGCUCACUCUCGAUUUUGAAUACGUCAUUAAUGAGGUCAUCCGGAACGACGCCUCGUGGUCCAAGCAGUUCUGCUCCUUCAGCGACUACGACAUCGUGAUCUUGGAGGUAUGUCCAGAAACUAACCAAGUGAUCAUCAAUAUUGGACUUUUACUCCUUGCUUUUCCUUCCCCUGACGAAGAGGGACAGCUCAGGCCAAAGACCUAUCACACCAGCCUCAAAGUAGCGUGGGAUCUGAAUACGGGUGUCUUUGUCACCGUAAGCGUGGGGGAUCUCACAGAAGUCAAAGGACAGACAAGCGGCAGCGUGUGGAGCUCUUACCGGAAGAGCUGCGUGGACAUGGUGAUGAAGUGGCUGGUGCCAGAAAGCAGCGGUCGGUAUGUCAACCGGAUGACCAACGAGGCCCUUCAUAAAGGUUGCUCCUUGAAAUUCCUUGCAGACAACGAGCGCUACACAUGGAUCGUCUUGUGAAGCUUCAGUAGUUCAUUCCCGGCCAUAACUGCAUUGGAUUCAACUACCUCCAUGUUUAAAAAGUUGUGUUGUUUUUUUUAAUUUCCCCACCCCUUGGCUGGACGGUCGCGAAGGCCUCUUUUGAGUUGGGUGGAACCCUCCCUGCCCCCCGGCUCCAUUGCCUCUGCAUGUCAGGCGGAAGUUGGAAGGCUGACCCAGGCGUUCUGAAAAGCCUUCUGCCCCUUGCGGGCUAAUCUGGCCAGUGGAAUGGCUGCUGCUGGUUUCCCAGGGCAGCAGCGACCGGGUUCGUACACACUUGGCAACACGUAAGGGAGGGAGCGCCAUCUAUAGGGGCUGUGUGGAAUGUCGAAGCAUUAAUGGUCUCUGUAGGAGAUGAAACACACCAGCUCUGUUGGCGUCUCGUCUGUGCUCUCACUGAAAAAGUGACACCCCCCUCCCCCACCAGUUUAGAUGCCAUCUCUCCCCCUCUCCCAGAUGGACCACGAAUGUGCAUUUCCCCCCCCCCCCUUUUAGUUUAUCCCAAGCAGGCUUUCAGUUACCUGCAAUAAAACAUUUAAAUUUGA